GCCCUUUUCCUUUCAUUUUUUUCAAACCAAGACAUGCGCAGAUCGGUUCAGAGUGCAGUAGAGGCAGAUACUCGUGAGGUGGCGCCAAUGACGCGAACAUUCAACCGUAGAAGAAGAAGUCUUCCUCCGGCUGUCUUCGCUAUUUCAAAGGCUCAGGGUUCGGCUGCAGCCGCGGCUGAAGAUGUCGCAGCAGAAACGCGUCCAGAGCUGUGGCGGUGGCGACGACCAGGAAGGCUUUGAGCUGUCGGCCAGUGAUGAGUCGGAGCCCGAGGAGGAGCUGAGCCGGGCACCCUUCGACCAGGAGCUGGACGACAGCGAUGAUGGGGGGCCGGAGGUGUGCGCUCCAGGCUCCACCCCCUCACCUGCGAGUGCAUUCAUCCUGAGCGGUGGAAACUCUGCGUUCUCUUACCGCAGCCGCAACAUCUUUGACUGCCUGGACAGCGUGGAGAGGCAGUCUGCGCCCCCCCCGACUGAGGAGAGCUCCCCCACUGAGGAGAGCUCCCCCCCUCCUCCCAAAUGCCCCCCACCCACAAAGAAGAGAGGAGUCCCCGACUAUCUGCUUCAUCCGGAGCGCUGGACGCGCUACAGCCUGGAGGACGUGAAGGAGGCCACCGAUCAGGAGAACCGCCAGGCGGCGCACAACUUCCUGUCCAGUCUGCGGCCUGAAGACGGGAACCGGCCCCCCAGUGAGCCCCCCCACGACCACCAGCAAAAGAUGAUCUUCUCCAAACCCAAACGACCCUUCAAGGAAGAUCCGGCCGAGUCUUCAUCAGAGACUUCAAAGGAGAAGAGACUGCACCUCAGUCACCUGGCUGAGGAAGAGGAGGAGGACAACAAGGCUGCAGCAAGGACUGAGAAGGGCGGAGCCCCGCAGGAGUCCCUCCCCAGCUUCACCUCCUUCAAGAAAACCAAGGGGAAGAACUACAGAAGGAGCUCGGAUCAGAAGGACGAGUGAGGACGUCUCUGUACCAACACGUCAGUCACCAAACCAGUCCUCCUCGCCCCCCCACGGAAAGUUGAGACAUUCACACCCAACAGCAUGACAGGUGUGUUGAGAGAGAGCCUCACCUGCAGUUUGAAACUGAACUUUAGAAACGACAAGAAACUUUCCUGAAGAACAGAGAGAGGUGGGGCUCGAUACACGGAGCUCCAGUGUUUGUUCUUUUAAUUACUGUCAUUUUUUAAUUGUGUUAAUGGUUGAAAAGUUUCACAUUAAAGGGUUAAGUUCAAACGGGUCACUACUAGAAUGCUAACGAUGCUAAAGACGCUCAGCUCCCUCCAGGAGAAGAUCAAUGGAUCCAAUCAGAACAAAAUGAAAUUCAAAGACGCUCCAAGAUGACGUACGAAGGAGCUCGGUAAUCUUUACUAAGAUUGAAUAAAUACUCUGUAAAGCCUGAAGGUCUGAUUGAUGCUAAACUUCCUUUGUCCGGUCAAUGUGAUGCUUUAAUUCAGGGGUCUCAAAGAAAAAUGUUCUUAUUUCUGAGAAAUCCUAAAAUGUUGUCUUUGAUUAAUUGUUUCAGUCCGAAUUCAUCAGCAGAUGAUGUUCUUCUCAUAUUCUUGAGGUGUAAAUGUGUUUUUGUAAAACAGCUGAUCCUCCUCCGACAGACGUGUCCUCCUCCGUGGCGUUCCUGCUCCGGUAUCUCGUCUCUUCCCGCUGUCUUCCUGUUUUCCAUCCUGUGUGCUCAGUGGAGCGGCAGCGUCCAACAUUCAAAACCUCCUCAGCAAUAAAGACUAUUUACAUCCA
Molecule: messenger RNA, 1744 nt
Organism: Oryzias melastigma (Indian medaka)
Lineage: Eukaryota; Metazoa; Chordata; Actinopteri; Beloniformes; Adrianichthyidae
Gene: tssc4
Product: tumor suppressing subtransferable candidate 4
Exons: 2
Coding region: 182-955 (257 amino acids)
Source: RefSeq, a predicted model, not a curated record